Molecule: messenger RNA, 1570 nt
Organism: Drosophila obscura
Lineage: Eukaryota; Metazoa; Arthropoda; Insecta; Diptera; Drosophilidae
Product: CAAX prenyl protease 1 homolog
Exons: 1
Coding region: 68-1513 (481 amino acids)
Biological process (GO): CAAX-box protein processing
Cellular component (GO): endoplasmic reticulum membrane
Molecular function (GO): metalloendopeptidase activity
Source: RefSeq, a predicted model, not a curated record
UUUGAAUACGAUUCCAUCAUAUAUAUAUAUAUUCCAUAUAUAUAUACAUUGCUGAUGCCUGACAGCCAUGGGCUCCCUGUACCAGGAUCCGAUGGCCUCCGUGCCAAUGAUUAUCAUGGACGAGACAAUUGGCCUGAGGCUGGUGCCAGACGAAAUAAGCCUCAGCGAUCCGGUGAUGCUGCGACACGUGCUCUGUAGCUCCAUUGUAGUGCACAAUCUGUUCCAUGUGAUUCUGUGCUGUCGACAGUUGCGCAAGUGCCACCGCGUCCAGGAGCCGCCGCGCCAAAUGAGAAACGUGAUGUCGCCGGCGGCCUUUCAGGCGGCCAAGAACGACGAAAUGCAUGCGGUGGAGCGGCAACUGAUGGGCUACGUAUUCGAUGCGAUCUUCAGCUGCAUGGAGCUGUACUUUGGCGUGUUCCAUAUACUGUGGGACCGCACCAUGGCCUUGUACGGCAAUGUGGGCGAGAUCGUUUGGCGUAACUUGGCCUACAUGGCGCUCUUUGCCACGUAUAUGGUGUUCCGCACGCUGCCGCUGGUCUUCUACGAGAAACUCACGCUGGACAAUCGCUACAACGUGGACCCGGAGAAGGCGCCACCGCUGGUGGGCGUCAUAUGCGCCCUGGCCUUUGUUAUUGUGUUUCUGCAGGUUCUGCUCAUUCCGCUGACCGCCAUCUUCCUGUAUAUCGAGAUCUAUGGCGGCUAUUAUUUUGUGUUCUGGAUCUGGGGCUUCCUGUUUGCCGUCUCGAUGCUGGCGCUCAUCUUCUUCAGCCUGUUUGGGCUGCCCUGUCUGGGCAGUAGCAGCAGGCUGCCCGAGGGAUCGCUGCGUAACCAGCUGCUCGUGGUGCUGGAGGACUACAAUUUUCCGAGCAAUCGCGUUACGCUAAUGCACACCUUUCAUAUCGCCAACGCGACGGCCUUUGUGUGGGGCUAUGGCUGCUGCAAGCGUCUCGUCAUCCUGGACAAUCUCAUCCACAAUCGGGCCAUGCCAGUGGCCGAGCUGCUGCCCGAGGAGAUCAACAUGGGCCUGAGCGACAUCCAGGUGGCCGCCUUUGUGGCCCAUCAGCUCUCCCACUGGCGCUACUAUCAUCUGCUCAAGGGCUUCAUCUUGGUGCAUGUCAGUCUGAUCAUCUACAUGGCGCUCUUUGGCACCUGCUACCACGUGCACGCCCUGUACGAGGCGGCGGGCUUUCCGCACAACUACUAUCCGAUUAUCGUGGGCUAUUGGCUGGUCUACAAGUACGUGAUGCCCCCCUAUCUGACAAUCGCCAAUUGGAUUAUCUUCUACUAUAUACGGCACUCGGAGUAUACGGCGGACAACGAUGCCUGGCGCCGGGGAUACGGACCCGCGCUGCGUGAGGCUCUGCUCAAGCUGUUUGCCGACCAUCAUGUGUUCCCCUUCGACGACCACUGGUACCUGAUGUGGUACCGCACACGGCCCUCCUGUCUGCAGCGUAUACGCAAUCUGCAGCGACUCGAUCUGGGCACCAGGCUCAGCAGAAUCGAGCUGAUCUGAUCCGUACUUUGGCUUUGCAUUGUAAUAAUUAAAAAUGGAUAUUUUUUGCCACAUGCC